Molecule: messenger RNA, 771 nt
Organism: Heterostelium album PN500
Lineage: Eukaryota; Evosea; Eumycetozoa; Acytosteliales; Acytosteliaceae
Gene: isy1
Product: pre-mRNA-splicing factor ISY1
Exons: 3
Coding region: 1-771 (256 amino acids)
Biological process (GO): generation of catalytic spliceosome for second transesterification step; mRNA 3'-splice site recognition
Cellular component (GO): post-spliceosomal complex; post-mRNA release spliceosomal complex; Prp19 complex
Source: RefSeq, a predicted model, not a curated record
AUGUCUAGAAAUGAAGAAAAGGCACAAUCUAUGCUAAAUAGAUUCCUCAGAAUGAGAGGUGAUGAAGAUAAAGUCGAAAAGAGAAGACCUCAUCUUGCCUCUCUAUGUGAGAGUCUUGUAGAAGCGGAGAAAUGGAGAUAUCAAAUCGUUAGAGAAACUUCAAAGAAGAUAUCUGAUAUACAAAAUUCAUCAUUAGGAGAAUUUAGAAUAAGAGAUCUGAAUGAUGAGAUCAAUAAGUUGGUGCGUGAGAAACACCAUUGGGAGAAGAGAAUCAUUGAGUUGGGUGGUCCAAACUUUAUUGCUACGGCACCGCGUGUCUUUGAUGCCGAUGGUCGUGAGCCAGCCGGUACCGGUCUCUACAAGUACUACGGUGAGGCAAAGAAUCUACCGGGCGUCAAAGAGCUACUGGAGAAACCUGAGCUGCCAGUUACGAAACGAUCAAAGUUUGAUCUACACAAGGCGGUCGAUGCCGACUACUACGGCUACAGAGACGAGGAGGACGGUGUACUCGUAGAGAUCGAAGCAGACGUAGAGAAGAAGCUGAUAGAGGAAGCUGUCGCUCAGUGGAAGGAAGAACAAAAGCUAAAAUACAAUGUAAAAUUAUCUACAACAUCAACAUCAACAACAAUUAAAAAAGGUAUCAACAAUAACAACAACAACAACAACAAUAAUAAUAAUAACAGUAAUCAAAUGGAGAUAGACAUUGAUGAAUCAAGCGAGAAAACAGCAGCUGAGAAAAAGAAAGAGGAAUUACAAAAGAGAUAUGGAUAA